ACCGGAAGGUUUGUAAAUACAUGGCGCUUGCGUUUGCGCAAUAACUGGUUCUCUUUUCUACUAGGGCCGUUUGUUGAAACGGGUUCCUGUAGCGGCGUUUUCUCAUUUUCUUCAAAAAUGGGUUUUGUGAAAGUUGUUAAAAAUAAACAAUACUUUAAACGGUACCAAGUAAAAUUUAAAAGGCGUCGUGAGGGUAAAACUGAUUAUUAUGCACGUAAACGUCUUACCAUACAAGAUAAGAACAAAUAUAACACUCCUAAGUACAGACUGAUCGUUCGUCUCUCAAAUAAAGAUAUCACCUGCCAGGUGGCAUACUCUCGUAUUGAGGGAGAUAGAAUCGUAUGUGCAGCAUACAGUCAUGAACUUCCCAAAUAUGGGAUUAAAGUUGGGCUGACAAAUUAUGCCUCAGCAUAUUGCACAGGUCUUCUGCUCGCCAGAAGACUCCUGAAGAAAUUGGGCCUGGACACAUUAUAUACUGGCACUACUGAAGUGACUGGUGAUGAAUAUAAUGUAGAAGAACUCGAUGAUGGCCCAGGAGCAUUCAGGUGUUACCUGGACACUGGUCUGAUGCGCACAACUACUGGCGCUCGUGUAUUUGGAGCCAUGAAGGGUGCCGUCGAUGGUGGCUUGAACAUCCCUCAUAGUACUAAAAGGUUCCCUGGCUAUGACAAUGAGUCUAAGUCUUUUAAUGCCGAUGUUCAUCGGCAGCAUAUUUUCGCCCAGCAUGUUGCCAACUAUAUGCGAACUUUGGAGGAAGAGGACGAUGACGUUUUCAAACGUCAGUUUUCUCAGUACAUCAAAAAUGGAAUCACCGCCGCCGCAAUUGAAAGCAUCUACAAGAAGGCCCAUGAGGCAAUUCGAGCCAACCCUGAACACCAGAAGGUAACCAGAACGAAGGAACCAAUAAAGAAACGUUGGAACCGUGCAAAGUUGUCGCUCUCUGAGCGCAAGAAUCGUGUUGCUCAGAAGAAGGCGUCCUUCCUGAAGAAGCUCGAGGAAGCUGAAGCAUAAUUCCUCAUUUUGUCCAUCUAUCGUCUUUCGGCCCAUUGCAACUCGGCUGCCAGUGAAGCAAGUGCACAUUGCUCUUUACGUUACAUCAUUGGAUUCUGUAUAUGCAGCGCAUGGGAAGUCAUACGAGAAUACAAUAAAAAUUUAUUGGAUGAAA
This is a messenger RNA of Cephus cinctus (wheat stem sawfly), 1165 nucleotides long. RefSeq names its product 60S ribosomal protein L5 (gene RpL5). The transcript has 6 exons. The coding region runs from base 118 to 1011 and encodes 297 amino acids. The record is from RefSeq and is a predicted model, not a curated record. NCBI's taxonomy places the organism in Eukaryota, Metazoa, Arthropoda, Insecta, Hymenoptera, Cephidae. Gene Ontology annotation, cellular component: cytosolic large ribosomal subunit; ribosome. Gene Ontology annotation, molecular function: 5S rRNA binding; structural constituent of ribosome. Gene Ontology annotation, biological process: ribosomal large subunit assembly; translation.